Mercurialis annua (annual mercury) is the source of this 2140-nucleotide messenger RNA. RefSeq lists its product as uncharacterized. Gene Ontology annotation, molecular function: oxidoreductase activity. The transcript is spliced from 3 exons. Lineage: Eukaryota; Viridiplantae; Streptophyta; Magnoliopsida; Malpighiales; Euphorbiaceae. The record is from RefSeq and is a predicted model, not a curated record. Bases 56 to 1954 code for a protein of 632 amino acids.
UACAUAAAGUCUAGAAUUGUCUACAUGAGGUAAAAUAAUAAAAAAACAAAGAAAAAUGCCACCAUCGCACCUGUUCUGUUCAAGGUUCUCUUCUUCUUCUUCUCUAAACCCACAUUACACCUUCAUUUUCCCUUCAACCAUUAAACUCUUCCCAAACCGUAAAAUCCAGACCAUGUCGUUCUCCACUUCAUCCUCUACCUCAUCACCCAAUUCCAACGAAACCAAAUCAGAAACCACAGAGCUCCAAAAACUAAACCAAGUCCUCAAAUACCAUAACCAAACCAAACACUUCUUCACCAAUUACGCAAGAGGACCCCGCGGCCUCGACUGGGCUAACCAACCUAACCCAUUUCGCCGCUACAUACCCGCCCCACUUCUCCCUCUCCUCCACUUCCCAGCUCUUGAUUCUGCUCCUCUAUACCAUUCUGUAUUUAAUUCACUUCCUUGUGCAAAACCCAUUUGUAAAGCUUCCAUUUCUCAGUUCUUUUACGAUUCUCUCGCUCUGUCAGCUUGGAAAACAGCCGGGUUUUCCACUUGGUCACUCCGGGUCAACCCGAGUAGCGGCAAUUUACACCCGACUGAAGCUUAUAUAAUCUCCCCGCCGAUUGAGUCGGUUUCUGAUUCUGCUUUUGUAGCACAUUAUGCUCCGAAAGAACAUUCGUUAGAGCUUAGAGCUAAAAUCCCAUCAGAUUUUUUCCCUAAAUUCUUCCCGGAUAACUCAUUUCUAAUUGGGGUUUCAUCCAUUUUCUGGCGGGAGGCUUGGAAAUACGGCGAGCGGGCGUUUCGGUACUGUAAUCACGACGUCGGCCACGCAAUUGCCGCUAUUUCAAUGGCGGCUGCAGGACUGGGAUGGGAUGUGAAGCUGCUUGAUGGGUUAGGUUAUAAGGAGCUUGAGAGACUAAUGGGGCUUGAAAUGUAUCAGCAUUUUGAGUUACCGGAUAAGCCGGUUAAAGGUAAAAUGCCAGGUAUUGAAUUCGAGCAUCCUGAUUGUUUGCUUCUUGUUUUUCCCAAUGGUGUUAGUGAUUUUAGUGUUAAUUAUAAGGAAUUGAGUGCCGCUAUUGCGGAAUUUAGUAGCUUGCAAUGGAAUGGGAAACCGAAUUCACUAAGUAAAGAGCAUAUAUGUUGGGAUGUAAUUUAUAAAACUGCAGAAGCUGUUAAAAAGCCUUUGAGUUUAGGAGACGAGUUCUUGAUUUAUCCGUUUCAAGGUAGCGGCGUUUGUAGUGAAGGGUCGUAUAAGGGUUUUACCGCUAGGGAGAUUAUUAGGAAGAGGAGGAGCGCAGUGGAUAUGGAUGGAGUUACUGAAAUUGAUCGAGAGAUGUUUUAUCAGAUUUUGUUACACUGUGUUCCUUCGGGUUCUGGAAGUGGAGAAAAGCAUAAGAAGCAGUUGGGGUUGCCGUUUCGGGCUCUGUCAUGGGAUGCUGAGGUGCAUGCUGUUAUAUUUGUUCAUAGAGUCACUGGGCUGCCGAAAGGAUUGUAUUUCUUGGUAAGGAAUGAAGAUCAUUUUAACGAGCUUAAGAAAGUUACUAGCGAUGAAUUUACAUGGGAGAAACCGGAAGGGUGCCCUAGUGAUUUACCAUUAUAUGAACUUGCCAGAAGUAAUUGCGAGCAGAUUUCCAAACAGCUCUCCUGCCAUCAGGACAUUGCAAGUGAUGGCUGCUUCAGCCUUGGUAUGGUGGCUCGAUUUGAGGGUACCUUGCGUGAGAAGGGCGCCUGGAUGUAUCCUCGAUUAUUUUGGGAGACUGGAGUCCUUGGGCAGGUGUUGUACCUUGAAGCUCAUGCAGUUGGCAUCUCCGCAACUGGCAUUGGUUGCUUCUUUGAUGAUCCCGUGCAUGAAAUUCUUGGACUGAGAGGUUCAAACUAUCAGAGUUUGUAUCAUUUCACUGUCGGAGGACCAGUAUUGGACAAACGGAUAAUGAGCUUACCAGCGUAUCCGGGACCGGAUAUCAAUUCAUGAAUCGCUAUUUCAUUAGUUUUCUCUUGACGCCCAUACAGAUACCGCAUAAACAGUUUUGAUUGCCUUUGGAUUCAUAUAUAUACCUGUACAGCUAACACUAAAAAUAGUCUGUUAAUAGUAUAAUUUCUGUUGGCAUCUGAGAUGCUACCUGUUCACGAACUCUAAUCAAGACCAGAUCAUUUUAUU